This is a messenger RNA of Diaporthe batatas, 1488 nucleotides long. RefSeq names its product guanine deaminase. Gene Ontology annotation, cellular component: cytosol. The record is from RefSeq and is a predicted model, not a curated record. The transcript has 2 exons. Lineage: Eukaryota; Fungi; Ascomycota; Sordariomycetes; Diaporthales; Diaporthaceae. Gene Ontology annotation, molecular function: zinc ion binding; guanine deaminase activity. Gene Ontology annotation, biological process: guanine metabolic process. Bases 1 to 1488 code for a protein of 495 amino acids.
AUGAGUGCCCCAUCCUCGUCCCCUCCUCCCCCUCCCAACCAGGUCUUCAUCGGCACCUUCAUCCACUCCAAGACCCUCGAUGAGCUCGAGUACCUGCACAACACGGCCGUCUUCGUCGAGGGCGGCACGGGGACGAUCGUCGCCGUCGAGAGGGGGCGCGACAACCUCACCCGCGCGCUGGACGAGACCCUGGACCGGCUGGGGUGGAGCGCCGCCGAGUGUAGGAUACACGACACGUCGCCGCCGUCGCCGUCGCCUGCGUCUACCCCUGGUGAUGGCUCCUCAUUACCAACACCAACACCCGUCAGGUUCUUCUUCCCGGGCUUCAUAGACACGCACAUCCACGCCUCGCAGUACCCCAACGCAGGCAUCUUCGGCAAGUCGACCCUCCUCGACUGGCUCACCACCUACACCUUCCCCCUCGAGGCCUCCCUCGGCGCCGACCCGUCCAAGGCCCGCCGCGUCUUUGCCCGCUGCGUCGGCCGCACCCUCGCCCACGGGACCACCUGCGCCGCCUACUUCGCCGCCCUCGACCCGGCGGCCACGAACCUCCUCGCGGACCUCUGCCUGUCGCGGGGCCAGCGCGCCCUCGUCGGCCGCGUGUGCAUGGACGAGCCCGCCACGUGCCCGCCCUGGUACCGCGACGAGGACGCCGCGCAGGGGCUGGCGCGGACGCGCGAGUGCGUCGAGCACGUGCGCCGUGCCGACCCGCGGGGGGAGCUGGUCCGCCCCGCCGUCACGCCGCGGUUCGCGCCCAGCUGCACGGCGGCGAGCAUGGCCGCGCUGGGGAGGCUGGCGGCGGACGAGGACCUGGCGGUGCAGACGCACGUGAGCGAGAACGCCGGCGAGGUGGGCCUCGUCGCGGCGCUGUUCCCGGCCGAGACCGCCGCGGGAAAGGGGUACGCGGGGGUGUACGACGCGUUCGGGCUGCUCGGGCCAGGGACGGUCCUCGCGCACGCGGUCCACCUGUCCGAGGCGGAGGUCGCGCUCGUCGCGGCGCGGGGCGCCAAGGUCAGCCACUGCCCGUGCAGCAACAGCGCCAUCACGUCGGGCGCGGCGCGGGUGCGGUGGCUGCUGGGCCGCGGCGUGGACGUCGGGCUCGGGACGGACGUCAGCGGGGGGUACAGCCCGUCCGUGCUGGAGGCGGCGCGGCAGGCGCUGCUGGUGUCGCGGCACGUCGCCAUGGCCGGGGACGAGGCGGCCAAGCUGAGCGUCGAGGAGGUGCUGCACCUCGCCACCGUGGGCGGGGCGCGGUGCGUCGGGCUCGAGGGGGUUGUUGGGGGGUUCGAGGUCGGGAUGCAGUGGGAUGCGCAGCUUGUUGCGCUUGGUGUUGUGGGGGAGGACGGUGACGGUGGUGGGGACCUGGGCAACGUGGACGUGUUUGGGUGGGAGAGCUGGGAGGAGAUGGUGGCCAAGUGGUUGUUUAAUGGGGAUGAUCGGAAUACGAGCAAGGUCUGGGUCAAGGGGAGGCUGGUGCAUGAGCGGUAG